AAGAAAAGGGAACAAAAUAAGGACGGGAGCAAUACGCUCUCUCUCUCUCUCGCUUCACUGUCCAAAUCGCGCACAACUUCUGAAAGCGAUUGUGGCUGCUGCUGUUGAUCGCUGCAGUCUCCCGACGUCUCGAGGAAGAAGAACUCGUCGGCGACUCCUACAGAUGUAAUAGGUUUUGUAAGUUGGGGGAUCUAAUCAGGGUUCAGAAAUGCCUGACCAGGAGAGAGAUGAUAUUCCUAUGCUACAAAGAAAUGUUGAGUUACCAAAGUUUCCUCUUAGAAGUACAUCAAUGUGCAUACCAGUUAGGGAUGAUGUAUACGAAGAAGAUACAUUUAUACCCCAUACUGGUCCUCUGUUUGUUCAACCACCAACACAACCUGCAGCAGUGGGCAUUCCGUUUACAAGUAGAGAUGCACUAGAUAUGCCUCCUCGACCUUCACAAGGAAAACAAGUCAACAAGCCACAUGCAGUAAUGCCAGAAGAAAUUCAAGGAAACAGGUGGUCUUAUAGUGGAGACAUUCCAAAGAAUGAACACUUGAUGAUGUCUGGACCUUUGGGACAAUGUGACAAUCCUGAUUGUGUCAACUGCCCUCCUGCCUGUAAAAGCAAAAGGCAUUUUCACAAAGGUCCAAAUACAUUAGACAGUAAGUUCCAAAUUUUUCUUUAUAAGCAUGGUGGUGGGUGGAAGAAGGAAAUCGAGCAUUUCCUCUCACGCAUUCCAGUUAUGAACCCACAUGCAAAAAUUGUUCAGCAAUGGAAUCAGUUCUUUGUGAUAUCAUGCCUGGUUGCCAUAUUCAUCGACCCCUUGUUUUUCUUCCUAUUAUCAGUAGAAAAGGGUAACAAAUGCAUUGUGUUGAACUGGCAUUUUGCUACAGCACUUGCAGUUGUGAGAAGUCUGACUGAUGCUAUUUAUUUUGUGCACAUGCUUCUUCAGUUCAGACUGGCUUAUGUAGCUCCAGAAUCACGAGUAGUGGGAGCUGGAGAUUUAGUAGACGAACCAAAGAAAAUUGCUGUCCGUUAUCUUCGUGGAUAUUUUUUACUUGACUUUUUUGUUGUGCUUCCACUUCCUCAGGUGAUGAUAUUGCUAGUCAUCCCUAAAUAUGUUGGGUUGUCAACUGCAAAUUAUGCUAAGAAUUUAUUGCGUAUCACUGUUCUUCUUCAAUAUGUUCCACGGAUCAUCAGAUUUGUACCAUUGCUUGGUGGUCAGUCUGCCUCAUCUGCCAAUGGAUUCAUAUUUGAGUCAGCAUGGGCUAACUUUGUGAUUAACCUUCUAAUGUUUGUUCUGGCGGGGCAUGUUGUUGGUUCAUGCUGGUACCUAUUUGGAUUGCAGAGGGUCAACCAAUGCCUACGAAAUGCGUGUUCUGCAUCAAAAAUUCCGUCUUGUGAUGGUUUUAUAGACUGUGGACGUGGCAUUAAUAUUGGGAAGCAGAAUGAAACAAACAGGCAGCAGUGGUUUGACGAUUCAGCCUCGACGGCUUGUUUUGACACUGUGGACGGUGCUUUCCACUAUGGGAUUUAUGUGCAGGCUGUUUUGCUAACUACAGAGGACAAUGCUGUUAAACGUUAUAUAUAUUCAUUAUUUUGGGGUUUCCAGCAAAUAAGUACGCUAGCCGGCAAUCUUGUCCCAAGUUACUUCGCAUGGGAAGUCCUGUUUACUAUGGCUAUUAUCGGUUUGGGGUUGUUGCUUUUUGCAUUACUUAUUGGGAACAUGCAAAAUUUUCUCCAAGCUCUUGGGAGACGGAGACUAGAGAUGCAACUUAGGAGGCGUGAUGUUGAACAGUGGAUGAGCCACAGACGCCUGCCAGAAGAUUUGAGAAGGAGGGUUAGACGUGCGGAAAGGUUCACCUGGGCAGCUACCCAAGGGGUGAAUGAAGAGGAGCUUUUAAGUAAUUUACCAGAAGAUAUUCAAAGGGACAUACGGCGGCAUUUCUUUAGAUUUCUUAACAAGGUCCGAUUAUUCACAUUGAUGGAUUGGCCCAUCUUGGACGCUAUAUGUGAUAAACUAAGACAGAACUUGUAUAUUAGCGGAAGUGACAUUCUUUAUCCAGGUGGUCCGGUUGAAAAAAUGGUCUUCAUAGUGAGAGGAAAGCUGGAAAGCAUCAGUGCAGAUGGAAGCAAAGCUCCGUUGCAUGAGGGUGAUGUAUGUGGAGAGGAGCUCCUCACGUGGUAUUUGGAACACUCUUCAGCAAACAGAGAUGGUGGGAAAAUCAGAUUCCAAGGUAUGCGUUUGGUUGCUAUUCGAACUGUAAGAUGUUUAACAAAUGUUGAAGCUUUUGUGCUAAGAGCAAGUGAUCUUGAAGAAGUAACUUCACAAUUUUCGCGAUUCUUGCGCAAUCCACGAGUGCAGGGUGCAAUCAGGUAUGAGUCACCCUACUGGAGAACCAUUGCUGCAACCCGUAUUCAAGUCGCAUGGAGGUAUCGGAACAGGCGAUUGAAGCGAGCUGGGAUGUCGAAGUUGGGCGAUAAGUGUUACAGCUCCGCACGCGAACGUGGCUCGUGAAUGUGUCUUCAGGGUAUGAUUUCCACCUGACAAUGUGCUAACGCUUGGUCACAUUUGUAUGUCCUAGAGCCCUGACAUCCUGUGGCUAUCUAUCUACUUGGCGGGAUGUAUUUAUUAUAUGUGAGCUACAUAAUCUUUUUGUCCCCACAAUUAGAUCUCGUAACUACAGUACCGAACUGGAGGAAUUGUAUCUCAAUAUCUCAUGUAUAUAACGAAGGCUAGUUUUUCAUUCAUAUAAUUGGUUCGUUCUUGGC
Messenger RNA from Oryza brachyantha (malo sina), 2754 nucleotides. Its product is annotated as probable cyclic nucleotide-gated ion channel 20, chloroplastic. The transcript is spliced from 14 exons. Bases 209 to 2500 code for a protein of 763 amino acids. Gene Ontology annotation, molecular function: monoatomic ion channel activity. NCBI's taxonomy places the organism in Eukaryota, Viridiplantae, Streptophyta, Magnoliopsida, Poales, Poaceae. The record is from RefSeq and is a predicted model, not a curated record. Gene Ontology annotation, cellular component: membrane. Gene Ontology annotation, biological process: monoatomic ion transport; transmembrane transport.